This is a messenger RNA of Gadus chalcogrammus (walleye pollock), 2989 nucleotides long. RefSeq names its product BTB and CNC homology 1, basic leucine zipper transcription factor 2b (gene bach2b). The record is from RefSeq and is a predicted model, not a curated record. Gene Ontology annotation, biological process: regulation of transcription by RNA polymerase II. NCBI's taxonomy places the organism in Eukaryota, Metazoa, Chordata, Actinopteri, Gadiformes, Gadidae. Gene Ontology annotation, molecular function: protein binding; DNA-binding transcription factor activity, RNA polymerase II-specific; RNA polymerase II cis-regulatory region sequence-specific DNA binding. The annotation marks the transcript as partial. The transcript has 3 exons.
GUUGUCUCCGUGUGUCCCGUUCAGGUCACGGCGGCGGGCUUCGCGCCGCUGCUGCAGUUCGCCUACACGGCCAAGCUGGUGCUGAGCCGGGACAACAUCCAGGAGGUGGUCCGCUGCGCCGGCUUCCUGCGCAUGCACAACCUGGAGGACUCCUGCUUCCGCUUCCUGGAGGACCAACUCCGCAGCGAGGCGGCGGCGGCGCCGGGCCACCAGGGGGCGGCCACCACGGCGACGGACACCACGGCGACGGAGACCACGGCGACGGAGACCACGGCGACGGAGACCACGACGACGGACGCCACGAUGACGGCAGAGACCACGACGAUGGCAGAGACCACGACGGCGUCGACGGACAUGAACGUCUCGGACCCCGAGGAGGACGGCGACGACGAUGACGCCAGAGAUGGCCGCGUGCGGCCCGCGGCCGCCAAGCCGCCCCGCCCCGUCUCCUCCUCCUCCUCCUCCUCGCCGAGGGCGCGGCGGCGGGCGGAUGGCGAGCGCGGUCACCACGGUAACCACGCAGACGCUCGGCCGGACUUUGACAAGCACGGGGCGUCGGACCUGCCGCGCUGCCCCAAGUACAGGAAGUACCAGUGGGCGUGCAACAAGCACAGCCACCACCACGACCAGGGCUCCUCCCCCUCACACUCCAGCCACUCAGGCUUCCCCGUGAAGGAGGGCGGGGUCGGAGGGGCGGAGCCUGUGAUGGGAGGGCCACCCGCCGCCCACAUCAAGGAGGAGCCCCGACUGUACGAGGACGAGGACGAGGAGGCGCCGGAGGAGGAGGAGGAGGCGGUCCUGCUGUGCCUGUCCGGCGAGGAGCAGGACGGCGCCAUCACCAUGGAGACGGAGCCCCCCGCCCCCUCCGGCCGAGCCAAGAGGCCCAAGUCGCCCUCCUGCCUUCGGGCCUUCUUCAGGAAGGGGGCGGAGCUCCCCGGGUCCCCGCCCCCCCCGGCCCUGCCCCGGCAGGUGUUCGCCAACAGGGUCCGCGCCCCGGACCGGGCCGCGUCCCAGGGGGACCACCGGAGACCCUUCAGGCCCUUCCCCAGCGCCCCCUCCUCCCCCCCGCCCCUCCCCUCCCUAAGGUCCGCCUCCUGCGACGCCGUCUGCAAGCAGGAGGCGGAGUUCGACCGGCGCAGCAGCGUCAUCUUCUCCUCGGGGUCAUGUGACCGCCUCGGCACCCCGGCGCAUUCCUUCCCCGGCGGGACCUCUCUGGAGUUCCCCCCCGGGACCCCCAAGGGGCUGUGGUCGGGGUCCAGCCAGUCGCUGCCCACCACCCAGACCUACCCGGAGCCCGGCGCGGCCCCCCCGCUCCCGGGCCGGCCGCGGCCCCGCCCCAGCUGCCCCGUGCCCAUCAAGGUGUGCCCGCGGUCGCCGCCCUGCGCGGCCCGGACCCGCACCUCCAGCUCCUGCUCGUCCUGCUCCUUCGCCGAGGACGGCAGCGGGGGCUCGCCCUGCAGCCUGCCGCAGUCCGAGUUCUCCUCCUCGCCGUGCUCCAACGCCGCGCGCUGCCUGGGGGGCGACCACGGGCCCGACCUGCCGCCCGACGGCGGCGUGGGGCUGGGCUGUGCGCUGGGGGCCGCCGACUCCAUGUUCCUGGGCCAGGGGCCGCCCACCAUCAAGUGCGAGCGGUCGUACGCGACCAACUCCAGCGACGAGUCGGGGUCGUUCUCGGAGGGCGACAGCGAGUCGGGACACGUGCGGGAGAGCGGCCCGGAGGUGAAGCUCCCGUUCCCCGUUGACCAGAUCACGAACCUCCCGCGGAACGACUUCCAGAUGAUGGUGAAGAUGCACAAGCUGAGCUCGGAGCAGCUGGAGUUCAUCCACGACGUGCGGCGCCGUAGCAAGAACCGCAUCGCGGCGCAGCGCUGCCGCAAGCGCAAGCUGGACUGCAUCCUCAACCUGGAGUGUGAGAUCCGCAAGCUGGUGUGUGAGAAGGAGAAGCUCCUGGGCGAGAGGAACCAGCUGAAGGCGUGCAUGGGGGAGCUGUGGGAGAACUUCUCCUGCCUCUCCCAGGAGGUGUGCAAGGAGGUGCAGCUGAGCCCGGAGCAGGCGCGCUCGCUGCAGCGCUACUGCCCCGCGCUGAAGCGCAACGCCGCCCCCGACCCCCAGCUGCCCGCACGCCACCCCAAGCCCCGCCUCGAGGCCCCGCCCCCCGGCCUCAGCCCCGCCCCCCAGACCGCCGUCUCGCCGCUCGCCGGCCUCCUCCCCUCGCCGCCGGGCGGGGGCGGGCGAGAGCCGAUGGGCAACGGGGCAGUGGGGGGGGCGGAGGGUCGUCACGGUGACGAGGAGGAGGAGGCGGCGGCGGCGGCGGUGGCGGUGACGGUGGACUUCUGCCAGCAGAUGACGGACAAGUGCACCACGGACGAGCUGCCGCUCGCCGACUGCUGCCAGUGACCUCCGGCGCCCGGUCGCCGAGGGUUACGGCUCCUCCCCCGUGGUCCUCUGACAAGCCCCUCCCCCCGAGGGUCGUUACCGUAGCGACCGGCCAGUGUUGGAUCAAACCAGACAAACCUUUGAAGAGUUUGUGUUAAAGUGUUUUUUUUUAUGGGUGACACUAAAGUUGUCUUAACAGCAGCAAUACAGUCCUCCGUGUACAGCGGGAAACCCCGUUACCAUGGUGCUAACGCCGCCGCGGCAACCACAAACCCACCUCCUCGGCGACAGAUGGUAAAAGAUUGCAACUCAAAAGUCAAACCUCAGCAAAGGCAAACGGACCUAUCAGACGCUUUCCUUACAGUUCCACCACUUACAGUCUGUUCUACCUCUCUCAGUCUCUCUUUCUCUCUGUCUUUCUGUCUCUCUCUCUAGCGCUAUCUGUCUCUCAUUCUCUCUGUCUUUCUGUCUCUCUCUCUCUCUCUCUCUGUCUCACUCUCUCUCUCACUCUUUGUCUCUCUUUCUGUCUCUCUCUGUCUCUCUCUCUCACUCUCUCUCUCUCUCUCUCUCUCUCAGAUUUCUCUCUCUCUCUGAUUUCUCUCUCUCUCUCUCU